Messenger RNA from Ipomoea nil (Japanese morning glory), 1011 nucleotides. RefSeq lists its product as uncharacterized. Lineage: Eukaryota; Viridiplantae; Streptophyta; Magnoliopsida; Solanales; Convolvulaceae. The coding region runs from base 1 to 1011 and encodes 336 amino acids. The record is from RefSeq and is a predicted model, not a curated record. The transcript is spliced from 2 exons.
AUGGAUCAAGAUUUCAAUGCUCUUAUUCAUAAUGACACUUGGAAACUUGUACCUGCUGAACCACAUAUGAAUGUAGUAGGGUGCAAGUGGGUGUUCCGCACCAAGCGGAAUGCUAAUGGCUCGAUUGAGCGAUACAAGGCACGACUUGUGGCGAAGGGGUUUAACCAAGUAGCUGGUGAAGACUUCUUUGACACUUUCAGUCCUGUGGUCAAGCCGACCACUGUUCACCUACUGUUCUCUCUUGCAGUAUCACACGACUGGACUAUGCGUCAGCUAGAUGUGCACAAUGCCUUUUUAAAUGGGCAUUUACCUGAGACGGUGUACAUGAAGCAGCCACCGGGGUAUGAAAACCCGACACACCCAGAUCAUGUGUGUCAUCUUCAACGGUCACUAUAUGACGUGUCUCUGUUUCAUUACUCUACUGGUUCAUCACGUGUGUAUGUCGAUGACAUAAUCAUGAUGGGGAACGAUCCCGUGCUUAUCUCCGAAUUAUUGCAACGCCUGUCGACUACCUUCAAAAUUCGAGAUCUUGGAACGCCCAGUUUUUUCCUCGGGAUCAAGACAUUGAAAGAUAAAACGGGGUUUUUACUAUCUCAGCAACGUUAUAUGAAAGACAUUCUCAAUCGUGCUGGGAUGUCCGAUUGCAAACCACUGGCUACUCCCGCUGCUAUUACUCAGCCAGUGACGCCGUCUGACCAACCGUACGACAAUCCGACACAGUAUCGACGUUUGGUUGGGGCACUUCAGUACCUGACUGUUACGCGUCCUGACUUAUCCUUUUCUGUUAAUCGACUGUGUCAGUUUAUGCAUUUGCCGUCCAACGAUCAUUGGGGUUUGUUGAAGCGUGUUCCCCGAUACAUCAAAGGCACCAUCACUUAUGGCUUGCGACUCACUGCUUCAGCUUCAUCCACUAUUCAUGGGUUUUCUGACUCAGACUGGGCUGGGUGCCCGAUCGACAGGAAAAGCACCAGCGGGUAUGCAGUGUUUCUCAGCGACAAUCUUAUCUCUUAG